UCACGCCGCCUGCGCCUCCUCGGGUAUGUCAAGUCUGCACGCAUCACCACCUCCAUUCUGAACUUCGCAUACGAUGCGUCCAGUGCGACGCAGCGCGCGUUGGAUGCGCUGCUCAACGAGACAAACAUUCUUAAGGGUGCGCUGGUGGUGUUGUACCCGUCGUACUGCCGCAAGACCGACGAUGGUUACGUCACGAAGGUACGCGGCUGGGUCAACUCCCCUGGUGGGAUGACCAAAAAGAACCGCUUGCUCAUUGGCUUUGCACGCCAGUUGGUCAAGCUCAACGCCACCAACGUUCCGCUGAAAGCCGACGAGACCACUGCGGAGUUGUAUGAGAAUGAGCUAAAGGAGACGGAAGACGACGACCUCACAGCGCGUCCCGUGAGGAGCGCCGACAGCUCUUCGAGCACGCUCACUUCCACUUCGCUGAAUUUGUCUACGAACUCGGACCUGCUUCUCAAUCAGCGCAUCGCCGCGUUCAUCGCCCGUUCUGUCACCAACCUCGAGUUGAAUAUCCACAUUGGCUCGGAAAGCCCGAUGCAUCCGGACGAAGUGGUGCACACGACGGUCGUCACGGACCUCAAUGGCCACUUCUCCACCCAGAUUACCACCAUCUACAAGCCGUCGCUCACUCACGUGCACGUCGCAUCGGAUGAAACCAUCUUCUCCAUGGAUGAGCCGUUGCUUGUGGGCACUAGCGGCGUGUCAGUAAUUUCCGAUAUCGACGACACUAUCAAGCUUACGGGUGUAACUGGUGAGAAGCGCCAGCUCUUCACAAACGUGUUUGCAACCGAGGUUGCCGCCUGGACGAUUCCCGGAGUGUCUGACUGGUACAACGCCAUGCACGACCGGGACGUACAGUUCCACUACGUGUCGAAUUCGCCGUGGCAGUUGUAUCCUGGGCUCCAGGAGUUUUUUAAGGCGUCGCCGUUCCCUCUCGGAUCGAUACACUUAAAGCAGUAUUCAGGAAACCUCAUUAACAGUUUCAUGGAACCGCUGGUGGAGCGCAAGCGCGCCUCGCUCAAGGCUAUAUUGAGCGACUUUUCCCGGCGGAGCUUCAUCUGCGUGGGUGAUUCUGGCGAAUACGACUUUGACGCAUAUUGUGAGUUGGCCAAGAACUACCCGGGGCAGGUUGCAGCGAUAUACAUCCGGUGUGUUCCGGGAACGUUUUCGGAUUUUGAUGACAAGGAGGUGCUUCGCGAUUUGAGACGGAGUAUCCAGAACUGGAAGACU
Molecule: messenger RNA, 1233 nt
Organism: Babjeviella inositovora NRRL Y-12698
Lineage: Eukaryota; Fungi; Ascomycota; Pichiomycetes; Serinales
Product: phosphatidate phosphatase
Exons: 1
Cellular component (GO): actin cortical patch
Molecular function (GO): phosphatidate phosphatase activity
Source: RefSeq, a predicted model, not a curated record